This is a messenger RNA of Coregonus sp. 'balchen', 4994 nucleotides long. The record is from the annotation of a GenBank genome assembly. Lineage: Eukaryota; Metazoa; Chordata; Actinopteri; Salmoniformes; Salmonidae.
AACGAUCAAUACUUCAAAGGUUGAGCUGAGUAAAUGGUCCUUUCUCCAGCCCCCGCGCACUGCAGGACACUGACCCUGUCCCCUAUGAGGGACUCGCAAGCUCAAAUAGCAGCGGAGACUUACACAGUAAUUUACAAGGAAAAUAUACCUCAGGUAAGGCGUAAAUUCAUAAUAAUAAUAUUGUUACGUAGAGUUUAAUUUGGUUGAAAGAGGUUAUGCCAGGGUGAGAUUGGCUUCAAAUUGCAUGUUCAAAGAUUCCACGUAUUUAGCAACAGGUAUUUAUUUGUCAAUGGCUAGCUGAAUAAACACAAUCAAUUCAAAGCUUCUCAACAUAAAUGGUAUUCUAUUUUAAGUCUUCAAACUUCAACAUUUUAAUUUGUUUUUCAUUGUUAUGUGUAGUUCCUAGUUGAUAAUGUAAUCCCUUUCCUAUACAUACUUAGAUGGCACUCUAGAGUUGACAAUUAUGAAUUUCAUGAGAGGUUUUGCGCGCAUCCAAACGUUUUACAAGAGCUGGACAACAAUAUUAUACACGUUAAAGAAAAUGUAAUGGGCACUGUUUGCUGCCUCUAAUAAGGUGAUACCAUAACAUACCCCCGACGCGUUACUAGAAGAUCACGUAUUGGGAGAGCUAACAGCGGAAAUUCUUUACAAUUAUGAAUUAUCCCCAAAUAAAUUGAUAGCCCCCGUGUUUGCUUUGGUUCUUGUUUUUGUACGUUGCGUUUCCCUAUUUUACACAGUCUCCCACUAUGUAAAGAAAAUGUUGGACUGUGGAAGUUAUUUUCAAAAGUGUUGGUGUUGGUUAGAAUGUGUGCUGCAGUGGCGGCUGGUGACUUAGGUUAGGGAGGGGGAUGGAUGAAAGUCAUUUUGAAUGUGUUAAAGCAAAUGAUAUGACAUGCUUUUAUUGGAAUUAUAUUGUUUUGAAUGAUUAACACAGCAGUAUUUCAAGGUAUCUUAAAGAUCAAAUCUGCAUUAGGGGAAAUAGCACCACUAUACCAACGCUAGUCCUUGAGAGCUGCAGCACAGUUUCUAUACACCUAGAGGCGCAACUUCGCAAGACUUUCGGGAACACUUGCGAAACAGACCAGGCCCGGGGUUUGAGAAGUCAAUGAGAAAAGUGAAAAAGGAUUCCUUUUUGUUAAUUUUCCUAAAGGCACAACCUAGAUUUGAGCCAAUGUCUUUAGUAGUUGAACAUGUUAUUACUCCAACCGUGUGAAAGUGACAAACACACGUUUUCAUUUAGUAAAAAACAACUUUAUAUUGUGCCUUUGAUUUGACGGUCUGCAAAUGCACAGUUCCGCGCAAGACGACGGUUAGAUCCAAUGGCGUGUUUCUGCGCAUGAGCUUAGCUAGCCAACGUCGCCAUGACAUUGCCUACACGUGUGAUCGGUAAUUUCUACUGGAGAAGUAGUUUCCGCCUAUUUUCAUAUUGUCUUUGGCUGCACUGUCCACUAGAGCUGCAGUGUCUUCUAGUUCCCCUUCCCCUGGUACUUCAUUGAUCCUUACAUGCCAUCGAUCGGCCAGAGUCCACACAGAUAGCUGGUUUCUAAAUUAGCCACUGACCAAAGACCAAAGGAGUUGAUUAACCCUGCUAUACCCUGACCCUGACCCAGACCCCUCUCCCCGCAGAAUGAGGCUGCCCCAGUUUGUGUGGACUCUGGGGCUGCUAUUGCCUUUGCUGUCAACCUCCCAGGCGUUCAAAGACAUCUGCAAUGCCAAGCCCAAAGACGUGCCCCUGGAGCCCAGGUGCAUCUACCGCAGCCCCGAGGACGAAGCCACGACAGGGGACGCUAACCCGGAAAAAGUCCCUGAGAACACCAAUCCCCGGGUGUGGGAGCUGUCCAAGGCCAACAGUCGCUUCGCUCUGUCCCUGUUCAAGCAGCUAGCCCAGGGCAAACCCAGCGAGGAAAACAUCUUCAUGUCCCCUAUCAGCAUCUCCUCAGCCUUCGCUAUGACCAAGCUGGGCGCCUGCAACAACACGCUCAAACAGAUUAUGAAUGUAAGGGGUCUGAAGCGUAACCCACAGGACUGUUAAAUGGGCCUGGUAACCCAAAUCAAAAGGCCAAUAUAUAAAACCAAGAUUGAGACUGUUACUAUACAUUUACAAGUAUAUGACUCAUUCAGCAUUUGUUUUCAUACACAUUAGGCUGGAAGAACUUAGAAAUGUGGGGUUUCUGUCAAUUCACGUUCACACUCUUUCUUGCUCCUCCUGCAGUGAUUAAAAUAAAUGAAUAGCCACAACUAAUAACAGCUCAGGGCAUCCCAAUGUCUGAUCUCUGUCUCAAUCUUUAAUUCAGGUGUUUGAGUUUGACACAAUCAAAGAGAAGACGUCGGACCAAGUGCAUUUCUUCUUCGCCAAGCUAAACUGUCGCCUGUACCGCAAGAAAGACAAGACCACAGAACUGAUCUCCGCCAAUCGUCUUUUCGGAGAAAAGUCUCUGGCAUUCAAUGAGAUUUACCAGAAUAUCAGUGAGCUGGUGUAUGGAGCCAAACUCAUGCCACUCAACUUCAAGGUCUUUCCCGCUUGCAUUGUCCAUAGCCUGCUACUUAAUUUAGCGUUUUCACACAUCACAAAUAUAUAUUAUAUACUCUUUAAUAACAAUGUGUUCAAGAGUUAAAAAACACUUGUUACUAUUAUGGACCAGCGUUAAGUCUAAUCAAUUACUUGCACUGAAGUUGAGCAUUGCUACAUGGUAUUUAUCUGCACUCACACUGCUGAGUAAUUACAGUGCCUUCAGAAAGUAUUCAUACCCCUUGACUUAUUCCACAUUUUGUUGUUACAGCCUGAAUUCAAAAUGGAUAAAAUAUGUUUUCCUCACCCAUCUACACAUAAUACCCCAUAAUGACAAAGUGAAAACAUGUUUUUAGACAUUUUGGAAAUUUAUAAAAAAUUAAAUACAGAAAUCUUAUUUACAGGCAUUGGAAAACCUCCCUGGUCUUUGUGGUUGAAUCUGUUCAAAAUUCACUGCUCGACUGAGGGACCUUACAGAUAGAGAAUUGUAUGUGUGGGGUACAGAGAUGAGGUAGUCAUAAAAAAAUCAUGUUAAACACUAUUAUUGCACACAAAGUGAGUUUAUGCAACUUAUUAUGUGACUUGUUAAGCACAUUUUUACUCCUGAUCUUAUUUAGUCUUGCAAUAACAAAGGGGUUGAAUACUUAUUAACUCAAGACAUUUGAGCUGUUCAUUUUUAAUUAAUUUGUAACAAUUUCUAAAAACAGUUCCACUUUGACAUUAUGGGGUAUUGUGUGUUAGCCAGUGACAAGUCUAAAUUGAAUCAAAUUUAAAUUCAGGCUGUAACACAACAAAAUGUGGAAAAAGUCAACGGGUGUGAAUACUUUCUGAACCAAAGCAAUUCUAGACAUGUAGAAAUGCAAUUCUGUGAACAUGGGUAUUUUAGGAGAAGCCAGAGCUCUCACGGGUGACCAUCAACGAUUGGAUCGCAAACAAGACUGAGAACAGGAUUCGGAACACCCUGCCGAAGGACUCGCUGAACUCCAACACUGUGCUGGUCCUGGUCAACACAAUCUAUUUCAAGGUGUGUUGAGUUUAUUUCCUCUCUGCCUAUGGAGGGCCUUUUGAGCCAAAACUACUUAAUUUUGGCCUCCUCGGCCUUCCAUAGCCACCACCCAGGCACCUAUUUCCUUCCAUUCAACUGCCGCCUUCUCCUCUGCUGUCUCACAGGGUCAGUGGAAAAGCAAAUUUGACAAAAAGAAUGUCUUCAAGGCUGACUUCUAUGUGAGUAAGUCAAAGACGUGCCCAGUGUCCAUGAUGUACCAGGAGACCAAGUUCCACUACGGCAGGUUCAUGGAAGACAAGGUGCAGGUGCUGGAGCUGCCGUACCGUGGAGAGGACAUGACCAUGGUGCUGAUCCUACCUCUCAAAGAUACACCCCUGUCUGAGGUGGGUGCCUACUGUCAUCAUUUACACUAUUCACUGACAAUUAUAGUGUACUGUAUCACACUGAAUUUCCGCUCUGCCGAUGAUGUUCUAAGGUGGAGGAGAACCUGGACUUGAAGAAGCUGACUGGCUGGCUGCAUAACAUGAGGGAAACCUCGGUGUCGGUGAAGCUGCCACGCUUCCGCAUCGAAGACAGCUUCAGUCUGAAGGAGAAACUGCAGGCCAUGGGGCUCGAGGACCUCUUCAGCCCCAAGGACGCCAGCCUGCCAGGCAUCCUGGAAGAUGAGACGAAUGAUCUGUAUAUUUCAGAUGCAUUCCAUAAAGCAUUCCUAGAGGUAUGUACAGUAUCCAUAAGGAUCAUGAUAAAAAAUCCAUAAUGAUCAUCACUAAAAGUAGCUGGGGAUUUAAAAAAAUAAUAAUUAACAGAUCAAACGUUCAUCUGGUGGGGCACUAGGCCUAAUUGGACAAUUAACAAGCAAAGAAGAUCAUCGAUAAACUUGAUUAAAUCAAUGGAAAUCAUAAACUUUCAAACCAUUUUUGUCCAGUAGCUUAACAAAUAAACAACUGUUGCAGGUGAAUGAGGAAGGCAGUGAGGCGACUGCUGCCACGGUUGUAAUGGCCAUCGGCCGUUCCAUAAACUUAAACCGGGAGGUGUUUGUGGCCAACCGGCCCUUCCUCCUGCUCAUCCGAGAGUCCACCAUCAACACCAUAGUGUUCACUGGCCGAGUGGCUGACCCCUGUGACCCCUGAUCACACACACACUUCAGAUUUGUCAUUCCCCAAUGUAAACUUUCAUGUCAUGUAACUGCCUAUUUCUGAUCUCUGUAUCGAUCUAAAAUAAACCAAAUGGGAUGAACAGUGGACCACUUUGUGAUGUAUUUAAGAAUGAGUAAUUGUAUUUCCUUUAAGAAGAAUGUACUUUAAUAUGUACUCGUGAAGAAAAUGAUAUAGUGGUUAUUGUGAAGUAACCCAUUUUCACAUUAUCAAAAACAAUAACAAAUCAACCUUUGGCCUUUACAGUGUAAUCAAUACAUGUUUCUUUUUCAGGAACAGGACCAUGCAAAAUAAAAAAUAAAUUUCACAUAUAACCUGCAAGAUC